AUGUUUGAAAUUUGUCUGCUUCAAGGAUAUCCACCACAACCACCACCGCCUAAUGCAUACUACGGUCAACCAGGCUAUGGGCAAUAUUAUGAAAAUAAUCCACCACAACCGCAGUACAUUAUUCAACAACCACCACAACCAGAACGACGAAGAAUGGAUAAGUCGCAAUGCUUUUUGGUUGCUUUAUUAGCAAUGUGCUGUGGAUGUUGCUUAGGCGAUUGUCUUGAUGGUGAUGAUGAUUGUGAUAUAUGUUGCUGUUGUUGUUAG
Dracunculus medinensis (Guinea worm) is the source of this 267-nucleotide messenger RNA. The record is from the annotation of a GenBank genome assembly. NCBI's taxonomy places the organism in Eukaryota, Metazoa, Nematoda, Chromadorea, Rhabditida, Dracunculidae.